AUGCUGCGUAACCUGGCGAUGAGCCUGCUGGCCCUGCACAUCGCGACGCCUGCGCUAGCCGAUAACGGCGCCUCGGGCCGCCUGCGGGCGGACCUCCUCGUCUCAUACGACAAAGGAGCAUAUCCGUGGGAAUUUGCUUGGGAAGCGGCGCUGGCCGACGGGGGGGAGCGGUCGGGCUUGAAGGUGGAAAUGGGCAUCAACUUCCACCGGGUGCACUCUGUGGACGUAGUCAACCACGCCACCGACUUAAUCGUGUGGUACCGGCUGCGGUGGCAUGACCCGCGGCUGGCGUGGAACGCCUCGCAGUACGGUGGCCUCGCAACGCUGCAACUGUGGGUCGGCGACGGCGCCUCGUCCGACGUCUCGUCCGACAUUUGGACGCCCGACAUGACCCUGUGGAACCAGGGCGAGUCGAUGCAGACCUCGCUCUCCAACGCCUUCGCGAGUGUAUCGAGCGACGGCACCGUCUUCUGGUCACGGCCCGGCCACCUCCGCCCCACUUGCAAGUUCGUAGGACUCGACCGCUUCCCGUUCGACGAGCUGGGAUGCACGAUGGAGUUUGGCAGCUGGAGCUUCAGGCCGACCAACCUCGAGGACGGCCUCUACCUCCGCCCCGUCAAGAUGGGCGACGGCUUCAGCAUUGGAGGCUCCGAGACCGCGGGCGAGUCCUUCCAGGAGUUUUCGCUCGAGGGCGUCGAAUGCCGCGAUAAAGUCUACCCGCCUUACCCCGGCGACCCAGAGAACGACUGGCCUGUCCUCCUCUACGAGGUGGUGCUCAACUUCAUCGGCUUCCUCUGCUUCAGCGUCCCGCCCCAGUGCGGCGAGCGGCUCGGCCUCGGCAUCACGGCGCUGUUCUCUCCUGCCGUGCGGUGCGUGGCGCUGCUCGCCGCCGUGGCGUCCGACUUUGUCAUCAACGGCAAGCUCCCGGCUGCAUCCGAAAUGACAUGGUUUGCACAGUUCUCCGCCUUCAGCCUCGCCUACGCCACGUUGGUGCUCGCCGAAUCAUGCAUCGUCAUCAGCCUCUACCACAAGACCUCCAAGUCGCUCCUGCCACCCUUUCUGCGCUGGGCGAGCCGAUGCGCGGCGGCAGUGGCAGGUCAAAAAGCAGAGGCCCCACCCCGCGCAGUUAGCAAAGCCGGCGACAGUGUCCCGGAGCUUUCGCAGCGCGAUGCCAACGACAGUUACGAGAUCAAGCCUGACGAGGCCGAGAUCAAGCGUUACGAGGCCGAGAUCAAGCGCAUCAACGGUAAGUGGCAGCGGAUCGCCUUCGCCAUCGACGAGGUGUCGCGGUGGGUGGUGCCCCUAUCGGAUUUCAAAGGGAAAAGGAUGUGCGUCACUACGUGCAUCACCGUGUUUGUAGGAUGUAGUCUCGCGUUUGUGCGCCGUUUGGGAGACCUCGUCGUCAUCGUCGGCCUGGCGAAGCAGCCGCAGUUCAACGGCCGGCGGGGGACGGUCAUCGGCGGCUUCGAGCCGGAAGGCGGCCGCUACCCUGUGGAGGUCGAGCUGCUGGCCGGAGAGGUGAAGCGGUUGAAGAUCAAGAUGAACAACCUGCGCUUCCGGUCGAGGGAGGAGGACGAGGGCGGAGCCGAUGCCGGCGGCGACGACAUGCUUGCCGGGACGCCAAGUGCUCCGCCCGCCGGCGGCAACGCGAGUGCGGGCGGCGCUGUCAUGCAGCAGCUGUUGCAGCAGAUGCCGGGGCCAAACGCGUUCGUGCCGCCGCCCGGCCUGGCGGAGGCGGUGUCACAGCGCAUGACGCAGCGUAUGGCCGGACACCAGGGGCAGCUGAGUGCGGAAACCGUGGUCACGCAGAUGGCUGCGGUUCUCGAAGAGAUGCGGAUCCUCCCACCGCCCGAUGGAACGUGA
Emiliania huxleyi CCMP1516 is the source of this 1863-nucleotide messenger RNA. RefSeq lists its product as hypothetical. The coding region runs from base 1 to 1863 and encodes 620 amino acids. Gene Ontology annotation, molecular function: extracellular ligand-gated monoatomic ion channel activity; transmembrane signaling receptor activity; neurotransmitter receptor activity. The record is from RefSeq and is a predicted model, not a curated record. Gene Ontology annotation, cellular component: synapse; neuron projection; membrane. The transcript is spliced from 9 exons. Gene Ontology annotation, biological process: chemical synaptic transmission; monoatomic ion transmembrane transport; regulation of membrane potential. Lineage: Eukaryota; Haptophyta; Isochrysidales; Noelaerhabdaceae.